UAAUAAUAAAAUUCAAUGCAAGGGUCAUUAGGAGGAGGCCACUAUACUGCUAAGACAUUAAAUGGAAACUGGUACGAAGAUAGGUGGGAUCAUAAAGAAACUAUGCUAAAAAGUGCCUUAGAUAAUACAUACACAACUACAACAGGAGAGAUUGGAAAAGAGUGCAAACCAGUCAAGGAGGAUCAUAAAGAAGAGUUCUUUAACUGCACAGGAAAUUGGAUGAGCUUCCAGCCUGGCUUUGACGGAACAUUUAAAACAACUCAGAGAGUUGACUAUUGCUCUCCUUCAGACCAAGAGACGAAGUUCAAGAUGAAGGAGACUGUUUUAACUAAGGAUCCUGAAGCUUUGGAAAGAUACAGGAAGAAAUAUACCAAGGCUGGUCACAACUUCAACAGAACUUAUCUUGGUGAUGAGAAAGGAUUAAAAGAUUAUUAGUAC
Messenger RNA from Moneuplotes crassus, 438 nucleotides. The record is from the annotation of a GenBank genome assembly. Lineage: Eukaryota; Ciliophora; Spirotrichea; Euplotida; Euplotidae.